Messenger RNA from Cooperia oncophora, 369 nucleotides. The record is from the annotation of a GenBank genome assembly. Lineage: Eukaryota; Metazoa; Nematoda; Chromadorea; Rhabditida; Trichostrongylidae.
AUGUAUGAGACUACUAAACUGCGAAUUUGGGAUUUGCAAGGCAACCCUCAUGAACUCUCCCUGUGUAAAACCAAGUGUGGCACUGUCAGUCCUAAAGUCCUCAUAGGCUGUGACCACCUUUGGCCCCUGUUGAACUCUCCAAGUCCACAACAUAUCCUUCCAUCAGGUCUUCACGCGAUUCCGUCACUCUUGGGAUAUCUGCUGAGUGGACCUCAAUACAGUAAGAAGGAUAAACUUCUACAAAAAGACUGUACAGCUGAUACAAGAAUCAGCACGUUGGAAGCUGAUGAGGUAGAGCAGAUCCCGGAUGCUCCGAAAAUCACUAAGCGAGUCGUUGCUCAACAAAUCUCUCCAUUUACGAUCCGCUAG